Molecule: messenger RNA, 699 nt
Organism: Bathycoccus prasinos
Lineage: Eukaryota; Viridiplantae; Chlorophyta; Mamiellophyceae; Mamiellales; Bathycoccaceae
Exons: 1
Coding region: 1-699 (232 amino acids)
Source: RefSeq, a predicted model, not a curated record
AUGACAUCGUCUGUCUGUAUUUUUCCGCCAUCGCAGCGUUGUGUUUUGAGUCAUCAUCAAAAACCGUCCACGUCUGUCUCUUCGCGGAUAUCUUUUCCCCGUCGUCCUCAUCGUCGUCGUCGUCGGAAACAAAACGCCUCGUCGAAGAACAGCGAGAGCAACAACGCUCGAGAAGAAGAAGAAGACAAGGAAGAAGAAAACGUGCAACAAAUAGACAUCCGCGACGAGGCUUCGCUGGCGAAAAUCGGUCUGAAAUGGAACGACGAUUACACGGAGCUUUUGGACGUGAAAACAGGGAAACCUUUAGACGAUUUUGAGGAGAUGCAAAAAAAGCAACAAGAGGCGACGCGGUUCGACAUCGCGGUUCGAGCCAUGCGAGGAGAGUUUACGAAAGCGAAAGGGAAGACGGAAGGGGAAGUGUACGGAGAAAUUAUGGACACGUUGACGAACUACCCGGUCGUGUACACGUUUCAAGCGUCGGCGAAGGUGAGCGAAGAACACGACGUGUUGCGACUCAGGCGACAAAUCAAAGAGACGGUGGAAACGAGGUGUAAACGAGAAGCGAUAGAGGUGGAGAUUAAACCGAGAGGAAAGAAGUUUCACUCUUUUUGGGUGAAGAUUAGCGUUUCGGAUAGCUGCGAAGUGAGCGAGUGCAUAGAUUUAUUGAAGAAUUUGCACGAAGUUGUGACCUGUUGUUAA